AUGGCUGGAGUGGUUGUUUUAGUUGGUCGUCAAAGGUGCAAGUUCAUCUGUCGUACUCGGUCAGGUCCGCCAGCAUUCGACUCAAGCGAAUCUUAAAAAAACUAGUCGUUGUUCGCCUUCCCGGAACUCUUUAUGUUGGCAUUCUGGAAAUUCUCCUAUGAGUGGGCUAUUACGGAGGUAUUCAACCAUCUCUCAAAGGCUUCUGUAAAGCACUCGUUUUUUCGGGCCUUGUUAAGCAUACUUUUAUAUUUGAGCAUAUGAAUAAGAGAUGAGCGGUCUUGACUACAGAACGCUGAAGGCCCGAGCUUGUUUAUCUGUACCACUGUAGACUCCGAGCUUUGUUUUCCGUUGUGGUUUUUGGGCUGUUGACGGGGUUUCGUUUUUGUGUGGAUUUGUACUUAUGGCUAAAGUGAAUAUCUGUGACGUCGAGGUUUUAGAUAACCCUGCCACUUUCUUCGACAAGUUUAAGUUCAAGAUUACUUUUGAAUGUCACGAACCUCUUGAGGAAGGUGGGUCUUUGCUUUGUGUCAUUCUGUAGACCUUGAGUGGAAGGUUGUUUACGUUGGCAGUGCAUACAACUCAGCACUGGAUCAGACCCUCGAUUUGAUUUUGGUCGGACCCGUACCCGUCGGCCGUCACCAAUUUGUUUUUGAGGUAGUUUUUGUGACUACAGUUUAUGGUAUUUAGGUUGACCCGCCAGACCCCAAAAAGAUUCCAGCCGAGGAUCUUGUUGGCGUCACUGUAGUUUUGAUCCAAGCUCUCUAUAGGGACCAAGAAUUCAUCCGUGUUGGAUACUAUGUGAACAAUGAAUAUACGAAGGAAGAACUGCGCAAUGAACCUCCUCCGGAGCCUCUGCUUAACGAGGUAUAUCAUGCUCUCUUUCUGUCUCACACAAUUUUUCCGGUGGACUAUUUAACUUAUGUCGGCAUUCGUCUAGGGUCUUUACUUUGCGUUUCAGCUUAUUUAUUCUUGUCGUGUCUGUGGCAUCAGUCUCCGUCAAGAGUGAUUUACUGUCUCAUGUCUAUCAUACUAAUCAAGAUAUCAUUAGCCCUGUUCCCGAGAAAAUGGCUGCGCCCAUUUUUAGACCCGUACACAUAAAAAGGGUCCCCAAGGCAGGCGGGACUUCGAGUUAUCGAUUGUUUUGUUUGUCUGAAGAGCUGUCUGCUCUCUGGUCCCUUUGACUCUAGCGUGGAACUCCGCCCAAAGUGUCAGCCGGAGCCCUAAACGCUCUCGGGACUUUUUCACCAGAAUAAGCUGUCCAGGCAGUCGGCACCAGCCUUUAAUGCUGCUAGUUUUUACCAGGAUUGUUUGUUCUUUCUCCUUCAAUCUUUCCUCGCCGUUGGUGUCUUUAGCCUUACACUCCAACACAACAGAUGUGGACCGCUAACCAAAAUUCUUAAAUGCUUUCGAUUUGCAAGGUUGUAGAGUAUUGAUUAUCGUGCGGCAGAAGCCCAGGAUAUUUCAGUCACAUCAGGAUGCCGGCUCUUGAGUGCACUUCUUUGCGGACGCCUUCCCCCAUAAAUUCAAAUAUACUUUAUAGAAAACAAUCAAAAACAUCCUCACAUGUGCUUCUUUGAUGGCUAAUUACGUAUUCCAGUUUUACACUCGAAGAAGGGGUGCAUUUAGGCUUAAAACGUUUAAAAUUCACAUGUCAUUCUGAGACUUGUCUCCUGCUACAUUUGCGCUUAGAGUUUUCAGUCUACGGACUGUAUACUUCUCAUAUAAGACAAAGCAUGCACUCCUCUGUGCAGUUAAAAAGAUAAUAAACGGGACAUUUCAUAUGGAGUAUUAUUAAGUAGACAGACACGAUGCUGCUCGAACUGACAUUUCAGUCCUAGAAGGAUUUCACAACUACAGACUUCCAAGACCGAAAGAUACCCUUUCUUCGAGUAUAAAAUUUGAAGACGUAGUUUGCAGCCAAAUGAAUAUGAGGAAGAAUAUUUUUGUACAUUCUUCCUGCAAAAUGUAUUUGAAUCUAUGGAGACAUAUUCCUUCUCUGUGACAAUGCUACUCAAAUGAAUCAAGUACUAUUUAUAUAGCGAAUAUUUUCAUUGUUACUGUAGUUAUUUCUAACGAGCUGACAUGUAAUCAAUAGGGUUUUCAGAGGCUUUGCCUAUCAUCCUUAUCAAAUAAACUGAAAUAAAUCAGAGGUCAGUGGGAAAAGCAUGCUACUGUGCAGGCAGUCGAGAAGUGCAUUCAAAAGGCGGUAUCCUGGCAUGACUAAAAUAUCUUAUUAUUCUACCGCAUGGUAACAAAUACCGCAGCCCCACUUGAGUAAUCCCUCCUAAUUGAAAACGCAUUUCAGAAUUUCGGUUAACAUUUCAUGAGUUUGGUCGCUGCCAGUAUGUUGGGAGAACUCUCCGUAAUGCAUGUGAGUCUUUCUGUCGCCGUAGAUCUGGAUGGGUACACAACUUCACCCAUAUAGGUAGGUUUGCUACCAGUUAGCGCAGCACGUUUUUGUGUAAAGCUGUGCAGAAGCUUUGGUGAACUUACACGCACUCAUGCUUUUAAGAGUCCCUGUCCAAAAUUCGGAUGCGUGUGCCUAUCAGGACCCACAAAAAUAUGUCUUCCGCAAGCUCGGUAGCUUUCAUCCUACAUAAUUGCCGAAUUGAUGGACUCCUGUUUAUUAGUGUGGGAAUGUGAGCCCCACAAGUAGGCCGUCUGACGCCUUUACCGUUGGUUUCUAGUGGAUUGGGACCCUUGUCCCAUAGUUGAUUUCCUCACAGACUAAACGGGCAAAAGCCGUAAGAAGCUUUCGCUUCAUAUACGUCGGUAAUAAUUUCACUCUAUAGUUUUCGGGCUGUCAUGACGAUGUUAGAAGAAGCUUCGAAGCAAGUUGAUGCAAUUACGAAAGUGUUGUACUUUACGAGAUGCGGCUCUACACGUCACCGCCGCAUUUUCAGUCGGACUACCGAAUUCACCCUUAGGAUCGAAGAUCUUACCAUCAUUUCAUUUCUUUAAUCCCUCAUGACCACCGCAGAACAUGAAGCACAGGUUUGCCCAAUCAUAGAGCCUCUUGAGUCCUUUGCGUGGUUUAUCAGCCACGUAUACGGUCAUGACUCGCUGCGAGAUAAGCAGACCCAGGUCUAACUAAUAAGCUAUCGCGGACCAGCAGCGACAGUGCUACCGGGGUGCGGAUGGCUGAGGUCUGGUACACUGAAAGUCUUAUAAAAAAGGCCGCAAAGUCCGAUGAUGGCAUCGUGACAUGGCGACCGUAAACCGCCAUGAAAUAAGUUUGCUCGCUACCUCCGCCUUGUGGUUAGGCUUUUAAGCCAAAGCGCCAGAAGAGACAACCUCAGACAAACAAUCUGGGCGGCUGUUGGGGACCCGCCUGUAUCCGAAACUUCCAAGAAACCUCAUGAACUAUGUCCGACUACAGUAUUACGACCCAUGCUACGGCGUCCGCGGGAACCGACGCGUUCCGCAACCCUGGUCCAGUGGUGCGGGCAAAUAGCAUGCGAGCUGGACUACUCAAUCGGGGACGGACUCCUGGUGUUGGAUGUUGGAAUGUGCAAACGUUCCUGGGCCCGGUACUCAAAGUCUGACCGUGCGCAGCCUUAAUCAGUACAACGUUGAUGUCUGCUGCCUGUCCAAAGUUCGACUUCCUGACUCAGGCUCUCGAGAAGUAAAGAUCCCUGGAGUCGAGUCACACUUCACCCUGCAUCACAGCGGCCCGCGCAACUCUUCCGGUAGACACGGUAUGGCUAUCGCCCUCUCGCAACAAGCGGACCUCGUGUUACUGGCUUGGGAACCAGUCAACGACCGUAUGGCCUACGUGCGACAGAGGGGUCACUUCACGAACGUCUCCAUCGUCUCUGGGUAAGUACCAACUUCAGCUGCCGAACAGCGCGAUAGAGAGGCAGUUUACUCGCAGCUGCAGGCGUUAAUUGAAAGACUGCCUCGCCGCGAUCUGCUGACUGUUGCUGGGGAUUUGAAUGGUCUGACUGGAGCUGGCGACUCCACAGUCACCUUCUUGGCCGCUUUGGGCUUGUUCCCGAUGUGAAAAUAGCGAGAGAUUACUGAGCUUCGCCGAUCAGAACCAAAUGCUUGCCACCGACACGUGCUUCCAGCAUCGCAACAAACAUCUCCUGACCUGGUAUUCCAACGACGGUCAUACGGCCAGUCCGAUUGACUACAUACUAGUCAUCUCAAGGUCCCGCAGCUGGGUUCACGAUAGCAGAUCGUUGCCUGGUGCCGAGACUGGUAACCACCAUGGGUCGGACCAUGUCUUCGUUCGUACACACUUGAGAGUUCACCUCGCCCGUGGCAAAAAUGCCACCUCCUAGACGCCUCGAUGUCACAAGAAUCCGGCAAGCCAACACAGCCGAGGUCCUUAGCAGAGAAAUUCUGUUAUGUUUCACGACUGAAGCUGACGGAAUAGGCAGUAACCAGUGGUCGUCACUUCAAACGUCUGUCUAUGGGCAGCUGAGUAAAUCCUUGGAUAUACCCGGCGACGCCGCAGUGACUGGAUCAGCGGAAGAACCCUAUAGUUAUCUUCUCGGACGGCCGUAAUGAUGAUUCCUUCUGCCGACUUCGGAAGCUGGCGGCAAAGUCGGCAAGGGACGACUGAAAGCAAUAUUGGGCUGAAAUAACAACCUCCAUGGAACAGGCCUCGAACGUUAGUGACACUCGAAAACUCUUCCAACUUAUCUGCCAGGUUAGUGGUAAGCCCUCUACACUGAGGGAGUUUGUUCGCAACGUGAAUGGCGACUUUAUUGCUGAAAACUCGACCAAGGUUGAGCGCAGGCGUGAGCACUUCGAGCACCAUCUCAACUUCAAUACCCAACCCACCUCGCCCUUGCUCUCCUUUGCAGCGGAGUUUCUUCCUCCUCCAACUUUUGCGGUGUCAUGCGACACCCUUUCUGAGGGAGAGGUCCCCGAUGCCAUACGAAAGCUACGCAGCAGCAAGGCACCCCGAGGGGACAGUAUACCCGCUGAAAUCUGCAAGUCUUGUAUCGACACUGGUGCCCUGGCUCCACGAGGUAAUUGAACAACCGUGGAGAAACGAGGUUGCUUCUCAUGACUGGGGCUCAAGCAUCCUUGUACCUAUCCUUACGAAGAGAGAUAAGACAAGAUGCGAGGAAUACCGUGGCAUAAGCCUCAUUGACGUUGUUGCGAAGAUCUUCGUUAUUAUCCUACUCAGGCGAUUCCAGGCUGUUCGUGACUGUAGGACGAGGCCCAACCAAGCCGGAUUUCGUGCUGGACGUGGAUGCGCAGACCAGAUAUUUCCACUGAAGCGCAUUCUCGAAUUUCGCCAUAGCUACCAGCCACCGACGGCCGUCUGCUUUGUUGACUUUGCCGCCGCGUUCGAUUCCGUCCAUCGUGAGUCCCUAUGGCGGAUAAUGGCGCUAGAUGGUGUACCUCCAAGAGUCAUCGCCAUGACCAAGGCCUAUUAUCGCUCCACCACCGUGCGAGUCCCGCUCCGCGACAAUCCUUCCCAACCGUCCGGUAUUCGGUCGGGCGUUCGACAGGGUUAUAUCCUUUCGCCCAUUCUGUUGAAUUACGUUAUUGACUGGAUCCUCGGAGGGCCCUACUCCAAGGUCACGGUGUUGAGUUUGCACCCGGACACCGACUGACUGAUCUCGACUAUGCCGAUGAUAUUACCUUAAUUGCUUCAAAUUUUUGUGACCUGCAGUCUGGUGUCACGGGUGAACGAGGUCGUUAAAUCCGUCGGUUUAUCCAUAAACACUGGGAAGGCUAAAGUAUUUUCAAGCUGCAUCCCUGACCAGGAGAGGGCAUCCCUCGGGAUUGAUGGCUGUCGACUUGAAGUAGAAAGUUUUAAAUACCUCGGGGCAAGGCUGCUGCCGAAUAGCUCGAGUUAGGAUGACAUUGUCUCCUGCAUUGAUGCUGCCCGAAGGUUUUUUUUUCAAGCCUUAGAAAAUGCCUAUGGAUCCCACGUGACCUCUCCAUCGCCACUAAGAUUCGCGUGUACCGUACAUCUGUCCGGUCUGUCCCUCUCUAUAGUUGUGAAUGCCGCGCUGUGCGCGUGGAGGACGAGCGAAAACUGGAGGUAUUUGACCAUCACUGCUUGAGGACCACCCUUCGAGGGAAGUGCACCAACUUCGUCUCAAAUGAGAUAGUCCGCGCUCGCUGCGACAACAUUGCAAGGAUAACCCAAGCCACCGAAGAAAGGCGACUGAGGUGAUUUGGACAUGUUCUUCGUCGUCCACCUCAGGAGUUCAACAUUACUACUCUCGAUGCAGUACUGUUUCUCUAUUGGACGCGUCGAAGAAGCGGUCAUUUAAAAAGCUGACUCGACACAGUUCUUCAAGAUACGGAAGUGGUUCUUGGACCUGCGGUAUUCAGCCUUCGUCGCUGGUAAAGAGAAUGAACUGAGUUGUCCACAUCUGCUGCCCUGGAUCGUUACGCUUGGAGAGGUACAGUUCGGAGCAUCAUCGAGGCUGGCUAGAUCAGGCAUGAUCGCAGCCAUACCAAGUACAAUUACAAGGUCAAAAAACUCAGAUGCUGCGUAUCAACAAUGUCGGCCGGCAGUGACUGACGGCCUACCACAUUGUCAGCUGACAUUCAGCACACGAAUCGGACUUGUCGGUCACGUCCGGGUUCGUUGUCGUGACAACCAACUCAACUAACCUAGGACACACUAGUAACCACCACUACCACCACCACCACCACCACCACCACCACCACCACCACCACCACCACCACCACCACCACCACCACCACCACCAGACACAUCAUGGAAGUUACACGCUCUUUCUCUCAUUGCUGCAACACCGCGUCCCGGUUCCGGCUUGUUAUGGUCUGACGUUAUCAUUCCACUCAACGGCAACUCCGGCAUGAGUUACGGCAACGGUAACUUCGACCACUCCUACCACAGUCGUCACCGUCACCACAACCACUGCUAUAAUAACUAUGUUCAUAAUCAUCAACGGCAAUGCGGACGCGGUUUCAACCUGUCCAUAUUGCGACUGUACAUUUCGCUUAUGUGCCGGCCUGGUAAGUCACUGCGAAUCCCCCGCCUCUUGACUGCAUAACCAGUGCGCGGUCUCUACAUACACCCACCAUGCACACUUUCCUUGCCCGCACUGUAUCCGCACAUUGAGACACCGCACGAACCUCUAUUCGUAGAAUUCGUAGUGAACACAAAAGCUCGGGGCGAACGAUCGAAAUGUUGCUCGUUUGUUUAUUUGCUGUUCUAGUAUUAUUUUGAAAUUGCUGUUCUCGAUAUCUUCAGCUUGAGAGGAAUAUCAUCGCCACCGACCCCCGAGUCACUAGGUUUCCGAUCGAUUGGGGAGACGGUCUCCUAGACGGAUGCCCGGAGCCUGAGCAAAAGGAAGAAGAGGACGUCGAUGCUAACUCCUUAGUUCCCAAUGAACCUAUACACAGCGAUCAAGAGGAGGAGGAACCGGACGAGGAGGAGGAUGACGAUGAGGACGUAAUGGAGGAGGGCACAGAGAAGCAGCUCCCUAAAGACUUAGCCCUUGGUCAAGAUGAGAACCACGAUACUUGUCAAAAUGUUGUUGUUGAGAAAUCGCUAAAUGAGGGAAACAAUCCGAGACCUAUCUCGCCACUGCACCAACUACAAAAUUCGACGGGUGAAAACGAAACAUCCUAA
This is a messenger RNA of Spirometra erinaceieuropaei, 7576 nucleotides long. The record is from the annotation of a GenBank genome assembly. Lineage: Eukaryota; Metazoa; Platyhelminthes; Cestoda; Diphyllobothriidea; Diphyllobothriidae.